Episyrphus balteatus (marmalade hoverfly) is the source of this 1062-nucleotide messenger RNA. Its product is annotated as GPN-loop GTPase 2. The record is from RefSeq and is a predicted model, not a curated record. Gene Ontology annotation, molecular function: GTPase activity. The transcript has a single exon. NCBI's taxonomy places the organism in Eukaryota, Metazoa, Arthropoda, Insecta, Diptera, Syrphidae. The coding region runs from base 85 to 993 and encodes 302 amino acids. Gene Ontology annotation, cellular component: cytoplasm.
ACUGUCACUUUUUCAUCUACUGUCAAAACAAUUUUUUCCGCAUCCUCUAUUUUCUUGUUUUCAUUUUCGAUUCCAAAUCCAAAAAUGUUAUCCCCAGCCAGCAAUAUUCAAUUUCAAAAUCCUCUCUAUGGCCAACUCAUCAUCGGUCCACCUGGAUCUGGUAAAACAACAUAUUGCCAACAUGUCUAUAAUUUCUACAAAGACCUCGGUCGUAAUGUUUGUGUAGUAAAUCUAGAUCCAGCCAAUGAAAAUAUGAAUUACACACCAACAAUUGAUGUAAUGAAACUAAUUACAGUCGAAGAUGUUAUGAAUAAUCUUAAUCUUGGUCCAAAUGGUUCAUUAAUGUAUUGUAUGGAAUAUCUAGAAGAAAAUUUUGAUUGGUUUCUUUCUGAAUUAAAGAAAUCAAGUUGUAAUUACUUUUUAUUUGAUUGUCCAGGUCAAGUCGAAUUGUACACACAUCACAAAUCAAUGACAAAUAUUUUUAGUAAAUUAGAACGAUUAGGUUAUCAUUUGUGUGUUGUCAAUCUAAUUGAUUCACAUUAUUGUUCGGAACCAGGGAAAUUUGUUUCAACUCUGUUAAUGGCUUUGAAUACAAUGUUGCAAAUGGGUUUGCCUCAUGUCAAUGUUUUAAGCAAAGCCGAUUUGUUUAAGAAGAAUGAAUCCAAGUUGAAUUUUAACUUGGAUUUCUACACAGAUGUGUUGGAUUUGAAAUAUUUGUUGGAAGCUCUUGACACAUCUCCGACAAUGCAGAAAUAUGCUAAACUAAAUGCAGCGAUAGUUGGCAUGGUUGAGGAUUACAGUUUGGUAUCAUUUCAACCGUUGGAUGUUAAAAGUAAUGAGAGUUUAUUGAGGUUGAAGAAUCUAAUAGACAAGGCAAAUGGAUAUGUUUACAAAGCUGGUGAAGAGAAGUCCAUCAACACGCUGAUGGCGUGUGCAGUUGGUGCCGAAUCGGAAAGCUAUAGAAGUUCCCAAGAUAUUGAUCCUUACCUCUAAGAAUUUUACAUUGUUUUCUGUUUAAAUAAUUUAGAAUAAGAAUAAAUAAAUAAAAUAUCUGUUCCAUGA